AUGCCAGUCCCAAAUACCCUCUCACGAUCAGAAACAUGGCGCCUACUGCUCCUCGUGGGAGCCGGUCUCGGCAUCCUGGUCAACACGUUCCAGGGCGAUGGCGCGCCGGUGAUAGCUUCAAUUGCUCUGUCUUUCAUUGCUUUUGCAGUCGCUUUCAGCAUGAUUCGCUGGCUUGGUCCUGUCUUUAUCAAGGCAGGUCUCAAGGGAAAAGAUAUGGCUAAGCCCAGAAAGCCUGAAAUACCGGAAACAAUGGGUGCGGUCUGUGCCGUGGUUUAUCUGCUUUCCCUCAUCAUUUUCAUUCCCUUUGCCUUUUACAAGGAUAUUGUCGCAGCCACGUCAGGUGGAGGCAAUCGGGAUGUUGUUAUCGAAGAUCAACACAUCGAAACUGGGCGGUUCCUCCACAGAUUCCCUCAUGGGAGGCUUGCCUCGUAUCUCUCGGGUCUUUUGUCUUUGCAAUGUAUUAUCAUCCUAGGAAUUGGAGACGACCUUCUCGACAUUCGCUGGAGACACAAGGUCUUGAUUCCAGCAUUUGCAGCCAUUCCCAUGCUGGUUGUUUACUUUGUCGAUUUUGGCGUGACACAUGUCGUCGUACCCGUCCCCCUGCAACGGUACCUUGGUGAUUUUAUUGACCUCGGGUGGCUGUACUACAUGUACAUGGCAGCCGUUGCAAUCUUCUGCCCCAAUGCCAUCAACAUGCUGGCAGGCAUUAACGGCAUUGAAGUUGCUCAAUCGCUGGUCAUUGCAGUCCUUCUACUUUUGAAUGAUGCCAUGUACCUGGCUCCCAUUACCCCAUACCCCCAUCCGGCUACCGACUCUCACUUGUUCUCGAUCUACUUCUUGCUGCCCUUCAUUGGUGUUUCAACCGCGCUUUUGUGCCACAAUUGGUAUCCCUCCAAGGUGUUUGUGGGUGAUACUUAUUGUUAUUUUGCGGGUAUGGUGUUUGCUGUUGUGGGUAUUCUGGGACACUUCAGCAAGACAUUGCUGCUGCUGUUCGUACCGCAGAUCUUCAACUUCCUUUACUCAACACCCCAGCUCUUCCACAUCAUUCCCUGCCCACGCCAUCGACUUCCGAAGUUUAAUGCCUCGACUGGGUUACUUGAUGCUUCUGUCACGGAAUGGAUGGUUCCACCUUCCCCAUUGAUCGCCUUCGCUCUCGACACACUGCACACACUACGCUUGGUGCGUGUUCAGAAAGAUGAAAAAGGACAAAUUGUCGAAUCGACGAAUCUGACAAUUUUGAAUCUCUGGCUCGUGUGGAUGGGCCCAAUGAGGGAAGAUCGACUUGCAUGGCAUAUGGUUGCGGUCCAGACCGCGUGUGGAUUUUUUGGUCUUUUCGUAAGACACCGUCUCGCUUUACUGGUCUUUAACCAAGAUAACCGGACAUUUCAGUCCGUUGUAUAG
Molecule: messenger RNA, 1401 nt
Organism: Penicillium cataractarum
Lineage: Eukaryota; Fungi; Ascomycota; Eurotiomycetes; Eurotiales; Aspergillaceae
Product: UDP-N-acetylglucosamine--dolichyl-phosphate N-acetylglucosaminephosphotransferase
Exons: 3
Coding region: 1-1401 (466 amino acids)
Biological process (GO): protein N-linked glycosylation; dolichol-linked oligosaccharide biosynthetic process
Cellular component (GO): membrane
Molecular function (GO): UDP-N-acetylglucosamine-dolichyl-phosphate N-acetylglucosaminephosphotransferase activity
Source: RefSeq, a predicted model, not a curated record